GUGGAAACGCCUUGCCUCCAUCCAAGUACAAGUGUACACGUUGACUUCCGCAUCAUCAUGUCGCUCCUUCGCGCGUUCCAAGCCUUGCGCGUAAGUGCUCCAUCCACGGGGGUCAUCGCCCGUCAUUUCUCUGCGGCCGCUGCGACGCUUCCUGCCAACCUUCACUUGGCCCCAGAGAAGCCCGUGCGAGAACUUCGCGUGGUCACGCGCGAACCCGUUGUGUUCGACAGCAAUGGCAACAUCCAAGCCAAGGUGUUGUCCUUCACGGAUGGCUCGGUCAUUGACACGUUGACCCUCAGUCGCAAUGUGUUCGGGUCCCCCGUGCGCAAGGACAUCUUGCAUCGUGUGGUAAAGUGGCAGUUGGCUAACCGCCGUUCCGGCAACCACAAGACAAAGACUCGGUCGGAAGUCAGUGGGUCCACGAAGAAGGCGUGGAAGCAAAAGGGCAGCGGUCGUGCCCGUGUGGGCAACAUCCGUCCUCCGCAAUGGCGAGGGGGGUACCGCGCUCAUGGCCCCGUGGUCCGCGAUCACUCGUACAGCCUGCCUAAGAAAGUGCGUGCGAUGGGUUUGCGUGUGGCAUUGUCCACGAAGUUGGCGGAAGGCAAGCUCGCGAUCGUUCGCGACUUGAACGCCGAGACGGAAAAGACCAAGUCGAUGAAGCAGUUGCUGGCCACCAAGGGCUGGGACCAUGCGUUGUUUGUGGACGGCGAAGAAGCCGUGCGCAACUUUGUGCUGGCCACGCGCAACCUCCCCACGGUGGACAUCAUCCGCCAGCAAAACAUCAACGUGUACGCGAUCUUGCACAAGGACGUGCUCGUGUUGUCCGAGAAGACCGUCAAGUACUUGGAAGAACGCUUGGCCGUGGAAUAGAUUUAGAUAAUACCACGACCCUCAAACAAAUCCUACUGUGCGCUAGCGUUAUG
Molecule: messenger RNA, 923 nt
Organism: Aphanomyces astaci
Lineage: Eukaryota; Oomycota; Saprolegniomycetes; Saprolegniales; Verrucalvaceae
Product: 50S ribosomal protein L4
Exons: 5
Coding region: 58-870 (270 amino acids)
Biological process (GO): translation
Cellular component (GO): ribosome
Molecular function (GO): structural constituent of ribosome
Source: RefSeq, a predicted model, not a curated record